AUGGCAUCUUUUUUAAAGUGGUACAGAGUUUACAGCCACACAUAUCCAAUACGGACCAAUCUCGUUCAAACAGGUCUAUUGUUUGGUCUCGGUGAUUUAAUGGCUCAAAGUGCAGUAGAAAAGCGCAAACCUGAUGAAAUCGAUUGGUUACGUACAGUUCGCUAUGCAUCUAUUGGGUGUGCAGUUGGACCUACACUAACUAUGUGGUACAAAACGUUGGACAGAUUAGGAACUAAAAAUACAAUUCCAAUAGUAGCGAAAAAAAUAUUAGUCGACCAAAUGAUUGCAUCGCCAAUUAUUAAUGGAGCUGUAAUGAUUAUGAGUAGAGUGUUCAGUGGAGACAAAUGGCCACAAAUACAAAAUAAACUAGAAGACAACUAUGUAAAAGUCAUGCUCACUAGUUACUUGAUUUGGCCAGCUGUACAGACAUUUAAUUUCACUAUUGUUCCACAACAAUACAGGGUCUUAACAGUACAAAUAGUGUCAUUAGCUUGGAAUACAUACCUUUCAUUUAUGAGUGUUGGUGGUGAAAAAUCAAAACAAUCAUAA
This is a messenger RNA of Macrosiphum euphorbiae (potato aphid), 549 nucleotides long. Lineage: Eukaryota; Metazoa; Arthropoda; Insecta; Hemiptera; Aphididae. The record is from the annotation of a GenBank genome assembly.